CUGACAUUAAAUUCUCUCAUACUACGCCGUUCCCUGUGCCGAUCCUUUCAUUUUCACAUUACUUUACACACCGGAUCUUCUCACCUCCACGAAGGUUCAUUCAUCAUAUACAGUGCAUAUACUUUAAUGCUACGUCACUCUACUUUAGCAACCGUGGUUAUCACUACGCUCGUGUUUGAAGAGUGACUGGAUCCUCCACGUGCGUUCACUCGCGUCUGGCGAUUCUCGUCAGGCCUACGUCGGCACUCAGCACGUGAACAUCUCUGGGACUGCAGAGGUCCAUGGAAAUCCCCAACAAGCUCCUGUAUCAAUGGGAGUGCAAGCAGGGAGCCGUCAGGGCUUGCAGGUUCAACGUGGAUGGAAAUUACUGUCUCACCUGUGGAGGUGACAAGAGCAUCAAAUUAUGGAAUCCACACAAAGGACUGCACCUCAAGUCAUACAUUGGCCAUGGCAUGGAAGUCUUGGAUGCAAGAGGAUCCUGUGAUAACAGCCAGGUGGCAUCAGGCAGUGCAGACAAGACCGUGAGCCUGUGGGAUGUGACCUCUGGAAAUGUGAUGAGAAAAUGGAGAGGUCAUGUUGGCAAGGUGACCUGCAUAGCCUUCAAUGAGGAAUCCACUGUUGUCCUUUCUGGAUCAAUUGAUGGUUCUAUUAGGGCCUGGGAUGUGAAAAGUCACAAGAAGGAUUCGAUCCAGGUGAUGCAUGAGCCAAAGGACAGUGUGACAAGUCUGAAGGUGACCCAAUAUGAAAUCUUUGUUGCUUCCUUGGACAAACGAAUACGCAAGUAUGACCUACGCAAUGGAGAGCUGGUCACUGACUAUAUUGGACAACCUGUGAUGAGUUUGGAGCAGACAAGGGAUGGACAAUGUCUGCUUCUUGGCUGUACAGACAGCACCAUCAAACUCUUUGACAAGGACACUGGAGAACUCCUUCAAGAGUUCACAGGGCACAAGAACUUGGAGUACAGGAUCGAGAGCGUCAUCAGCGCAUGCGACCGGCUGGUUCUGUCGGGAUCAGAGGAUGGAAAGAUCUAUAUUUGGGACCUGGUAGAGGGAAGUGUGAAAGAGACCCUAGGCAUGUCUGGUGGGCACACCAUCCACUCCCUCUCCUUCCAUCCUAUGAAGCAACUUUUUCUCAGUGCAUCUCAGGAGACUGUUGCCCUCUGGGGUACAGAAGAAAACUCAGACAAAGGAGAGGAAUCUGUAGAAUGAGUCAUUGUUGGCUUUUGGAGACACUUCCAACUGCCCAGGUUCUGUGAUACCUGAUUGGUUUCAUUUUUUAUUUAUUAUGUAUUAAUUGUAAUAAAGGAUUGAAUUUUUCAAGA
This is a messenger RNA of Darwinula stevensoni, 1321 nucleotides long. NCBI's taxonomy places the organism in Eukaryota, Metazoa, Arthropoda, Ostracoda, Podocopida, Darwinulidae. The record is from the annotation of a GenBank genome assembly.